Eruca vesicaria subsp. sativa (arugula) is the source of this 498-nucleotide messenger RNA. The record is from the annotation of a GenBank genome assembly. NCBI's taxonomy places the organism in Eukaryota, Viridiplantae, Streptophyta, Magnoliopsida, Brassicales, Brassicaceae.
AUGUGUAGUAACGCCGUGAGAGCAGCGGUUGAGGGGUCAGGUGUAGUGAUCUGCGAGAGAGACGUGUCCAUGGAUAGAGGAUUUAGAGAAGAGCUCGCAACUCUGAUGGCCAAGAGGAUCAGUAAUAGUAACGAUAAGCCUUCUUCUUCAUUGCCUCCUAGGUUGUUUGUGAAAGGAAUGUACAUUGGUGGAGCAGAGGAAGUGUUGAGAUCUGUCGAGGAAGGUGUUUUUGCGGAGAUGAUACGUGGGAUGCUAAGUAAGAAAGGGGGAGGAUGUGGCGGAGAUGGAGAUGGUGCUUGUGAUGGAUGCGGUGGUUUGUUUUUCUUGCCGUGUUUCUGGUGUAAGGGAAGCUGUAAAGUUGUGAAAGGAUGGGGUAGCUCUGCCGUUGUUGUUCUUGAGAUAAGCGCUUCCAUGGAACUGAAAGAGAAAUCAAGUACAGAGUUAGACAGUCAAGAUGAUGAAGUUUCAGACAUCUCCUUCGAAGUGCGACUGGAAUAG